Plasmodium inui San Antonio 1 is the source of this 333-nucleotide messenger RNA. RefSeq lists its product as hypothetical. Bases 1 to 333 code for a protein of 110 amino acids. Lineage: Eukaryota; Apicomplexa; Aconoidasida; Haemosporida; Plasmodiidae. The transcript has a single exon. The record is from RefSeq and is a predicted model, not a curated record.
AUGUAUGAAAGCUCAACAGGAGGAUUAUCAUGGGAUCUAAAGCCGCGUAAUUCUUUUGUACAAGCCCUACAGAACAUAAAAAUCGUUAUGAUUACACGUAAUAUGGAAAGUCUACAAGGGAUUCUUCAAAAAAUUAGAUACAUAGAACAGAGGGUUCUAACUACCGGAAUCAACAUUAUCAUAGAAUUUCAUAAAGAAUUAAAUGUGGCUAUCCAGAAGACUUUAUCAAUGAGGAAUAAGAAAUUUAGCACCAGAGUAAAAAGUCGAGCAGAAUAUCUCCUGAGACUCCAAAGGGGUAAGUGCGGGAAAUCCAUACUGUACUUCAACAACUGA